This is a messenger RNA of Parus major (Great Tit), 1655 nucleotides long. RefSeq names its product chromosome 14 C7orf50 homolog (gene CHLSN). NCBI's taxonomy places the organism in Eukaryota, Metazoa, Chordata, Aves, Passeriformes, Paridae. The record is from RefSeq and is a predicted model, not a curated record. The transcript has 5 exons. The coding region runs from base 205 to 825 and encodes 206 amino acids.
CGGAGCCGGGGUGCUGUGCAGGGGAGCCGGGGUGCUGUGCAGGGGAGCCGGGAGCAGGGGCUGGCCGGGAGUGCCCUCCUGGCCAGGGCACGGCUGUGCCUGACACGUGCCGGGCCUGGCUCCGGGAUCACCGAGGUGCCAGAGCCCUCCUUCGGCAGCUUCUGCUCAAUUGGGAACCCCCCACGUGCCAUUCGGGGUUGGUUUAUGUUUCUGUGUGAGUUUCAAGAUCAGCAUUUUAGAAUGCCGAAAAUGAUUGUGGAGAAAAAAGAAAAGAAGGCAGAAAAAAGAAAAAAGCUGAAGCAACAUGUGGCCCAAAAGGACCAGCUGGAAUUGGAAACUAAACCAGCAAAGAAGAAGAAGCUGCAGGCUACAAAAGAAGAGGAAGAGCUUAUUGCAGAGGAAGAACUUACUCCAGAGGAAAAGAGAAAACUGGAAAGAAAAUUAAAAAAAGAACGCAAGAAGAAGGAGAAACAGCUGAUGAGGGAAGCUGGAAUCCCCAUUAAAAAGGUGCAGCCCAAAAAGCCAUCGGGAUCUGAGCGGGCUCUGGCCUAUUUAACCAGCUGGUCUAAAAACCCAGAAAAAUGGAAGUUUCAAAAGACAAGACAGACGUGGCUUCUCCUGCACAUGUAUGAUAAAGAGAAGGUUCCAGACAAGUAUUUCCCCAUUUUACUGGAUUAUCUGCAAGGUCUUCAGGGUGGUGCACGAGACAAAACUGUGCAGAAGGCUGAAGCUUUUAUGAAGGAAUUUGAUGGGUCUGAUGGAGAAGACCCAAACCUUCUGGAGAAGUGCGAGCGCAUCAGACAAGUUCUACAACUGCUGUCCUGAGUGUAUUUCUGUGUCAUAAUUGUUGUCUGGUGGAGGGAAGGAGAGGAUGUCACAUACAGAGGCUUUAAAGGAUUUGUAAAGAUAAAACUAAAUUUUAUACUUGCAAUUUUUUCCAACUGAAAAUAUUUAUCGUGUUCGGAGAUGAUGAAAUAAAAAUAACAUAUACAGCCCAUAGUCUUGCUAUUAAUCUUACUGCACCUCCUUAGAAAAAUAAACCUCUCUCCCUCUCAUUAGUUUUUCUCCAUCUCCCCCUCUAAUUUCUGUUAAAUAUGAGGAACUUUGCAGCUCUUAAUAAGAAGAGCAAAGGAACCAACAGAAAGCCUGGAGGGUCUUUUACAAUGGCAGCUUUUAAAAUGAGUGUACAGUACAGUGCGUGCUCAGCCAGCUGUAAUCUCUCACUUUCAGCUUCAGAAGGAUGUCACUUGGAUUUGGGAAGGAUCAUUUUCAGUCUGUUGAACAUGGGUUGUACAUUUGCUUAUUAGUACUUCACACGGUGAUCUGGAGAUACCAUCAGCUUUGUUGGUUUUCCUUUUAUAUUUUAAAGUUUUCAAAUGCAUUAGGGCAAUUGUUUAGAUACUCAGAUAAUGCACAGAUGGGAACAGAUCAAAUCCUUGACUAUAUGUGGUGAAAUCAUCAAAUUGUAGCAAAACUUAGCCUACAAUCAGAAGUGCUGUGCUGUAUCCAGCCUGCCAAUAUUGCAUUUUCCUCCUGCAACUGGCAUCCAAAAGAGUUAAUUCACGUUCAUUCCUUUUGACAUGGGGCAUUUGUCUCUUAUGAACGUGCUGAAAAUGAGGCUUUCAAAUAAAAACCAAGGACAUGAAUUACUCAAA